AUGGAGACACUACGGGAGCGCAUCAAGAUUGACAGUCCGGAGAGCCGGGGAAAGAAGGGCGGCGGCGAUGGGAAGAAGGGUCCUCGGCCGCGGCCUGCGCUGAUGGCGAGCAAGCUGGCAAACUCGGUGAAGGAGUUCUUCAAGAAGGGGUUUGCGGGAUCAGGCAUGGUCAAGGCGACGGUGACCGGCAAGGCAGGGCCGACGGCGGACGUGGCGCUGACGUCCUCGAUUGCAGCGCGCAAGCCGGCGCUCAAGACCGAUCUCAAGGUCAAGCACACGUACAAAGCGGCGGGUAAUGAGAGCAGCGAGAGCGACGAGGAGAGGAGCGGCAAGCCACCGCGGCCAUCGGGCCUUGUCUCGAUUGGUGGCUUGCACUACGACGGCAGCGCCAAGCCGGGCCAGCCGGCGAGGUGGUGGAGCGGAUCCAGUAGCCUCUACCACGCCGGCUCGGGCGCAACCUUUGUGCUUGCGCGCGACAUGAAGGCCGGGCACGAGUCGCACGGCCUGCGGCUCGAGGCCAAGUACCGGUCGGAGCUGGCCAAGGGCGUGACGGUCUCGGUUGCGACGACGAUGGCGCUGUCGUCGCUGCCGUUUGCUGCGACCAAGGCGCCGGGCGCCAAGGGUCAGCUCAAGGCCCAGGCGACGAUGACAGCCCACGGCGCUGAUGCCAACGGCUCAAUCACGGCCAAGGUUGAGAGCGGAAGAAGAGCCUCGGUCUUUGCCGAGGGCCUUGUGGGGCUGGUGGCGCGGCGGGCGGCCGACGGCACGGCGAUGGCGCACGACCACGUUUCAGUUGACUCGCACUCGCUGGUCCUUGGCGUGGCGGGCCACGCCGAUGUGUGGCGGGCGGCAACAGGCGGCGAGGGCGCAACGGGCGGAUCCGGCGCGCCGGCGGUGGCGGCGUCGGCAUCGUGGUUCCCGGCCAAGGCCGAGGUCUCGCUUGGCUGGCUUGACAAGCGAGCGGAGCACUACACCUUUGUGGCGCUGGCCAACGGCGAGGUGGUGCAAGGCGGGUUCCGGACGGUGGCGACACCGAUGCCGCGGCUCAAGCUUUUUUCGCAGUUUGUGGUCGAGAAGCCGCGGCAAGCCGGAGGCGGCAAGGCGCGACCGGCGAGCAACAAGGCUGGCGGAGGUGGCAAGCCACAGCGAGAGGCAGCCCAGCCAGCGACGCCGUCGUGGCUGGCGAGCCAGUUUCCGGUCCUCCCGAUGGGUCUGCUUCAGAUCGGCGCCGAGCUGUCAGUCUCGCGCGAUGCCAAGCUCAAGGCACGGGUCGACACCGACGGCAAGGCUGCGGUGGCGGUGUGGGCCAAGCUCUCGCCGGCGGUGACUGUGGCGGCGGUGGCGUCGGGCUCGCUGGCGCGGCCGAGCCACGAGCUUGCCAUGGGACUCGGCUUCAUCUUUAAGCUGUAG
Molecule: messenger RNA, 1410 nt
Organism: Thecamonas trahens ATCC 50062
Lineage: Eukaryota; Apusomonadida; Apusomonadidae
Exons: 2
Coding region: 1-1410 (469 amino acids)
Source: RefSeq, a predicted model, not a curated record